Molecule: messenger RNA, 931 nt
Organism: Paramuricea clavata
Lineage: Eukaryota; Metazoa; Cnidaria; Anthozoa; Malacalcyonacea; Plexauridae
Source: the annotation of a GenBank genome assembly
AUGGAUAAUUGGACCGAGGAUCAACGGCGCCAGUUUAAUGAAGACUGGGCUAAUGAUGAUGGUUUAUGCGAGCUCGAACAGUUGCCUGAACCGUCAGAAAACCAAAUAGGUAAAGGGAGCGAGGACGUCCCCUCAAAACGCCAAAGAUCAGAGGAAUAUUUUUCAAUCAAAUCUGUCAAGCAAGUCAACGUUCGCAAGUUCAAGACGACAGGUACACAUUAAACUGUUUUUUAUAUUUUUAAGUGUGUAUUUUUAAGCAUAACAUCAGUUACGUGUGGGAUAGAGUUUAUUACGUACGAGUAAGGUUUCGUUUGGUUUUUUUUCAAACUAACUUGUCACUUUCUAUCAUGAUUGUUUUAUUAUAAGAAACGUGUUUAUUGCUUGCGUGUACAUCUGUAACUGGGCGUACAAAGAAUGGCUAUCCAACGCAUUAUUUGCAAUCUUUUUCCAUACACUCAAAUGAAGUCCAUACACUCAAAUGAAGCUUUAGUAUUUACAUCACUAUCCGGUAAAUAGCGUUGUUCGUACAACCCACGAAGCCCCCUCCCCCAUUUUUAGGUAUCCUUUUCUGUAAAAUUGUUCUAUAUUACCGGGUAAUCAUGUUACAGUUAUGAUGAUUAUUGUAUGUUCAAUGAAUGAUAGCUAUUAGAGGACAUUUUCAUCAAAUUUUGGGUCUUUCUGAUUGCAAUUACUUGGUUAGUACAAUAGUGUAUUACGAUUUUCAGGUACAGACUACAAUGUCCAAUUCAACCCGUUGGACGUGCACGGGGUUCCAAACGUCAUGUGGACAUUGAACAGUGCUUUUCAACACUUGUUCGAUCGUUUAACGAGUGAUAUGGCUCCUCGCGAUCAAGUUCGCUUGAUCCUCAACUCGCAUCAGCUGCACAAGUCCAUUUCCUUGCCUUGCCUUUCCUACAACGAGAUCGUCUAA